ACUUUGAACAUCAGUCGACAACCACAUCGCCAAACGACCGACCGACAACAUGGCUGACGCAGACUACAACGCCGAGGAGGCUGCCGAGCUGAAGCGCAAGAGAGCGUUCCGCAAGUUCUCUUACCGCGGCAUUGAUCUUGACGAGCUCCUCGACCUUUCCUCCGAGCAGCUCCGCGAUGUCGUCCACGCUCGUGCCCGCAGACGGUUCAACCGUGGUCUCAAGCGCAAGCCUAUGGGCCUGAUCAAGAAGCUUCGCAAGGCUAAGCAGGAGGCCAAGCCAAACGAGAAGCCAGACGUCGUCAAGACUCACCUUCGUGACAUGAUCAUCGUCCCAGAGAUGAUUGGCUCUGUCGUCGGUGUCUACUCUGGAAAGGAGUUCAACCAGGUCGAAAUCAAGCCAGAGAUGGUCGGCCACUACCUCGGAGAAUUCUCCAUCUCAUACAAGCCAGUCAAGCACGGUCGUCCAGGUAUCGGUGCUACCCACUCUUCGCGUUUCAUCCCAUUGAAGUAGACGACGAGUACGGGUAUGGUUUGGCAUGGAUGGCGUUUCAGUCUCGGCAAUGGACAAUGUCUACACGCUCUAAGUGAGCUCAUGAUAGUCGGGCAAUAACAAAAAUCGAUGAUACCACCACCA
Messenger RNA from Cercospora beticola, 634 nucleotides. RefSeq names its product 40S ribosomal protein uS19 (gene RPS15). Gene Ontology annotation, molecular function: RNA binding; structural constituent of ribosome. The record is from RefSeq and is a predicted model, not a curated record. Gene Ontology annotation, cellular component: ribosome; cytosolic small ribosomal subunit. Gene Ontology annotation, biological process: translation; ribosomal small subunit assembly. Lineage: Eukaryota; Fungi; Ascomycota; Dothideomycetes; Mycosphaerellales; Mycosphaerellaceae.